This is a messenger RNA of Cyclopterus lumpus (lumpfish), 471 nucleotides long. RefSeq names its product CD164 sialomucin-like 2 (gene cd164l2). The transcript is spliced from 6 exons. The coding region runs from base 1 to 471 and encodes 156 amino acids. Gene Ontology annotation, cellular component: cytoplasmic vesicle. Lineage: Eukaryota; Metazoa; Chordata; Actinopteri; Perciformes; Cyclopteridae. The record is from RefSeq and is a predicted model, not a curated record.
AUGCAACAGUUGGUGACGAAGGUCCUCUUCUCCACACUGCUGCUUCUAGCAGUGGUUCCCUCUGUGUUCUCACAGUCAGAUUGUUCUCAAGCCGAGUCAUGUGACCUGUGCGUUGGCGACUCCAUGCUCAACCUGACAGGCUGUGUCUGGAGGCUUUGUCCAAAUGGUAAUGAUACAGGCAUGUGUUUGACUGAUGAGGGCAACUUGGAAGACAAUGGCAAGAAUUGUAGCUGGACUAGAGUGUCUGAAUUGUGCUCAGUUGUAGAGACUGAGGGAGAAGGUGACUCAGGUGAUGGAAGUAACACAAAAUCGUCCCCAGAGUUCUCCCAGGCCAAGUUUGACAUGUCCAGUUUCAUCGGAGGCAUCAUACUCGUGCUGUGUGUGCAGGCAGGCGGCUUUUUUGCCAUGCGCUUCCUCAAAUCCAAAGAGCAGAGCAGCUACGACCCCAUCAGCCUCUGGUGGCAGGAGUGA